Molecule: messenger RNA, 867 nt
Organism: Contarinia nasturtii (swede midge)
Lineage: Eukaryota; Metazoa; Arthropoda; Insecta; Diptera; Cecidomyiidae
Product: zinc finger imprinted 3-like
Exons: 3
Coding region: 88-579 (163 amino acids)
Biological process (GO): regulation of transcription by RNA polymerase II
Cellular component (GO): nucleus
Molecular function (GO): DNA-binding transcription factor activity, RNA polymerase II-specific; RNA polymerase II transcription regulatory region sequence-specific DNA binding
Source: RefSeq, a predicted model, not a curated record
UAUUUCGUAAGGUUCGCUUAUGACAUUUGGUGUUUAUUUUUUCGAGUAUACACUUAUUAAAAGUUCUUUUUAUUCAUUUCAAAUAUUAUGUGCGCCUAUAAUUUUUAUGGUUUUCGGAACGAUCAACCGCUGGAAUGGCCGCCACAUCUUGAGGAACCUUUCCACCAAGAUAAUAAACAUAAGACUUUGUGGAAUUGUGGCAUUUGUGGAAAAGAGUUCAAAACCAAAACACAAUUGGAUAACCAUGUAGAAAAACAUAACAAUGAUAAUGUUGAUCCACAAAAACCGAAGUCAAAGUUCCAAUGCAAUCAAUGUGACAAAAUUUCGCCCAAUUCAAAUGCAUUAUACAGUCAUAUUCGCCAGGUUCAUUGCGAAUCCAAGUAUAAAUGCCAUCUGUGCACGAAAUCAUUUAAGUUGGAAGAUUCACUUAAGGACCACAUCUCGAUGCAUCUUAAAAGCAAAAAUUACAAGUGCACCUACUGUGAUCAAGCUUUUGUCUGGCGUUCAAACAUGUACAAACAUCGAAAACAAUUGCAUAGAAAGGAGUGGCUCAGCGAAAAGAUGAAAGACACCAACUAAAAUAAAAUCGAAACAAAACUACCGCUUGAAAUUAAUUACACUGUAUUUUAAACAAUCACCUUCGUAAAUUAUUCAAAUAGGAAAACAAACACACAUACACACAUUUUUGUACGAAAUCUAAACGAUCUUGAAACAAUUUUCUCUUCAUUUCUUUUUAUUUUGAUUAUUUUUCGUAUAUUUUCUUCUUCUAAAUAUAAUUGAAAAUUGGAUACACUUGCAAUCUUGGUUAAAUUUUACGUGAAUAAAUGUAGUCAAGGUUUGAUUCAUUAAUAAAUAAACAAAAAAGUA